Molecule: messenger RNA, 5099 nt
Organism: Cydia fagiglandana
Lineage: Eukaryota; Metazoa; Arthropoda; Insecta; Lepidoptera; Tortricidae
Product: V-type proton ATPase 116 kDa subunit a 1-like
Exons: 13
Coding region: 15-2465 (816 amino acids)
Biological process (GO): vacuolar acidification; proton transmembrane transport
Cellular component (GO): vacuolar proton-transporting V-type ATPase complex; vacuolar proton-transporting V-type ATPase, V0 domain; plasma membrane
Molecular function (GO): ATPase binding; proton-transporting ATPase activity, rotational mechanism
Source: RefSeq, a predicted model, not a curated record
UACAAGAGCUGUUGAUGUUCAGCGAAGAGAUGGUGCUAUGCCAGCUCUUCGUACAACCCGAGGCCGCAUAUGUCUCCAUGUACGAGCUAGGGGAGGCCGGCAUCGCGCAGUUUAGAGACCUGAACCCCCACGUAAAUGACUUCCAACGUCGCUACGUCACUGAAGUAAGGCGUUGCAGUGAAAUGGAACGUAAGCUGCGAUGGGUCGGCUCCCAGUUACCGGAACCCCCUCCACCACCCAAACCGGGGCCUAGGAACUUGACUCCAAGGGAAAUCAACAUUCUUGAGGAAAGAAUCGACUACAUCGAAUCAGAAAUCCAAGAGAUCACCCGCAACGCCCAAAACCUAAAAACCGACUACCUAUCCCUCAUCGAGCUAAAAAUACUCAUCGAGAAAAUGCAGACCUUCUUCCAAGAUCACAGCGCCCAGAGGAAGAUUUCAGCGUCAGUCCAGAUAUAUAAUGGAGAGGGGGUGUUGGCACAUCUCGGGUUUAUUGCGGGGGUGGUCGCGACUCACAGAGUGCACUCGUUUGAGAGGAUGUUAUGGAGGAUCUCGCAUGGAAAUAUUUUCUUUAAGCAAGCACAUAUUGAGCAGCCGCUCAGGGAUCAAGUGACGGGUCACGAGCUCCAAAAGACAGUGUUCGUGGUGUUCUUCCACGGCGAGCAGAUCAAGCUCCGAGUGAAGAAGGUCUGCCACGGCUUCCAAGCGACACUCUACCCUUGUCCUGCCACGUACAAGGAACAACUGGACAUGCUGGCUGGAGUGGCCACUAGGAUACAGGAUCUGGACUUGGUGCUCCAACAAACAGAAAACCACCGCCGUCUCGUCCUCCAGAACAUCGCGCGUGACAUCAGUACAUGGAUGGUAGCAGUCCGCAAGGAGAAGGCCAUAUAUCACACGCUCAACAUGUUCAGUAUGGAUAUUGUCAAGAAGUGCCUUAUAGCGGAGUGCUGGGUGCCAAGGAGAGAUCUUGGUACGCUGCAGAAAGCUCUUGAUGAUGGAGUGAGAGCCACAGGCAGCCUUAUCCCCUCAAUCAUGCACCACGUGCCUACGCUGGAGGUGCCGCCCACUUACAACCGCACCAACAAGUUCACUGCCGGCUUCCAGACCCUCAUUGAUUCCUAUGGAAUUGCGAGCUACAGGGAAGUCAACCCAGCACUAUACACGAUCAUAACAUUCCCUUUUCUCUUCGCCGUAAUGUUCGGCGACUUCGGCCACGGAAUCAUCAUGACCGCCUUUUCCGCUACCCUCGUCAUCAUGGAAAAGCGGUUCCUCAAAGUCAAGAGUGACAAUGAAAUCUGGAACAUCUUCUUCGCCGGCCGCUACAUCAUCCUCCUAAUGGGGAUAUUCUCCAUGUACACUGGUUUAAUAUACAACGAUAUGUUCUCUAAGAGUUUAAAUAUCUUUGGGAGUAGUUGGAUAAAUUUGUAUGAUGCAGAGAUGCUGAAUUCGACUCAUGCGUUUAAUUUGGAGCCGGCGGAAGCGUAUGUGCAAGUGCCGUAUCCAUUUGGGUUGGAUCCAGUGUGGCAAUUUGCAGAGAAUAACAUAAUAUUCCUAAACUCAUUCAAGAUGAAACUAUCAAUAAUAUUUGGAGUGAUUCAUAUGGCGUUCGGUGUAACAAUGAGUGUGGUAAACUUCAACUUCCUGAGAAAGCAGCAGAUGAUAUACUUGCAGUACAUACCGCAAAUAUUAUUCUUGUUGCUGCUGUUUUGGUAUCUUUGUAUACUGAUGUUUAUGAAGUGGGUGAUGUAUUCGGCUAUUGCGCCAGACCCCGCAUACAACACGCAUUGCGCGCCCUCAGUCCUCAUCCUCUUCAUCAACAUGAUGCUCAUGACUGAGACGGUGGCCAAGCCGCCGUGUAAAGCCUACAUAUUCCCCGGGCAGGGCGCGCUGCAGUCCACGUUCAUUGCUAUUGCGCUGCUGUGUGUGCCUGUCAUGUUGUUCGGGAAGCCGAUAUACCAUAUCAUGGCGGAGAGAAAACGAAGGAAAUACCAGCAAGGCGUGGAAAGCGGUGAAGCCACGGAGAAGGACCUCCACGACGGAGGCAUGGGCGAGAUGCUGAUCACGCAGGCCAUACACACUAUCGAGUAUGUGCUGGGCACCGUCUCCCACACGGCCUCGUAUUUGCGGCUGUGGGCGCUCUCACUCGCGCAUGCACAGCUCUCAGCAGUCUUGUGGCAGCGAGUGCUAGUAAACGGGCUGGGAAGCUUCCCCGUGAAGGGCGUCAUCAUGUACUUCGUGUUCGCCAUAUGGGCGUUCUUCACGCUCGCCAUCCUAGUUCUCAUGGAGGGGCUAUCGGCGUUCCUACACACGCUCCGGUUGCAUUGGGUCGAGUUCAUGAGUAAGUUCUACGAAGGGCAGGGCUACCCAUUCAUGCCGUUCUCCUUCUCCGCCAUCUUGGAGAACGAAGACGACGAGAUGGGCCAGGCGUCCAGCGCGCCGCCGGAGUCCCCCGUCAGCCAUUAGAAGCCCAGGGCUUGUAAGUCACCGGUCAGCUCAACUGGAGAUAUGUGAAAUGCAGAGGACUACAGAAUUAAAUACUACGUUCCUACUAAAUAUACCUCGGAGUUUUGGGUGCGAUAAUGAUUUCGUGCAGGUACGAGUAUUUAUAACUUUGUUUAUUAUAAAAUUGUUACCCUAGUAUGAAUUAAAAAGAGGGAGUAAGCUCCAAAUUUCCAUUCAUACAGUUUUAACUUAUUUUUGGCUAAAGUAAAAACAUUCCCGGACCCAAAACCCCGGUGUAUGUAUGUAUCAUUUUGAUUAAUUUUCUCGUACCGUCGUAUUUAGACAUUUGAUUGGAUUAUCGUUGGAUGGUCCAACCAACAUUAUGUUGUAUAGAAGACAUGUGUUUACAUACUCUGAGGCCUUUUUUAAGAAAUCUGAAGCUGACCGGCUAGUAAUAAGCAUAUCGCUUGUAAAAGACUUUCUUAUAUAAUAAGUUCUUCAACAACACCGUUAUCACACAACGAAGUAUCCGCAUAUUUUCGGUCACUAAAUUGCUCGAUUAUGAAGUUACAGAAUAAGAUUUCAAAGAACAACCAGAAUAAACGAUAUUCUUGCUAAAACCGAAAAUACUUGAAAACAUUGUUAGAAUUCUUUGUUAUUAGUGAUAUAAAUGAUGGUAAAAAUUGUGAAUUAAGGACCUAAACCAAAUAAGGCCCAUAGUUGUUUUAUUUUCUAUUGUUCUUAUGUUUAAUAUUAACUUGCAGUUUUGUCUAUGGAUAGCGGAUAUGGACGCAUAAUUUGAACUCAUUCACACUAAUUAAAGUAAAAAAAAUUUGAAGUUAGCACGUUUAAGAACCGGGCCUUAUUUGGUGCGGGUCUAUAUACAUUAGGUAUGUGAAUUAUUGAUGGAGAUUGAACAAAAACAAAUGCUUGCGAGCAUAAUUAGUGUGUAUGAUAUUGUGUAACAUGGUCAGUAAACCCGAAGACAUACAAAACAGAUCCCAACACAAUUUCACUCAAAUCCGAAAAACUUUGUAUCAUCUCUCACUCGAGAAAAAGUAAAGGGUCAUAACUGAAAACCUCGUCGAUUGUUGGUCCGUCUAUUGGUCUCUAUAUCGCUCGAUUUACCUCGUACGGCCUUACGGUGGGCCUUACGAAAUUAAGCAAGAGUGAUAGAUGAACGACCGACGAGGUUACCCUUAAACAUUCAAUUUGAUGUGCUGUAUUAAAAUAUAAGCAGAUGUGUAUACCUACUCUGUAUCUUUAGGUAUUUAAAUAUAAGUAAACAAAAUCUACCCUCAAAUGGUAAUUGGUUAAGCAAGUUGAGGGUAGAUAAAAACAUUACACGAUCAAUGUAGGUUAGUCAGGUCGUUCAGUGAGAGAUCCAGAUGGUUUUGUAUUUAGUUAGUUAACCAAUCAGUGUUUUAACUACCUGAAAAUGUACAAAUUGUUUGUUUACUUUUAUUUAAAUACCUAAAGAUACAGACUAUAUUAUGAGGGCUCGUCUAAGCUAACUUAGCACCGAUUUCAAUAGAACACAGUGAGGGAAUGUGGAAACGUCAUUUUUUCAUUGAAAUUUGGCAUUAAUGAUGUCAUAACCACACUAUGUCAUUUCAAAUGCCAUGCAGAAUUAUCUUGGUCCCAUUGUACAAUUAUUUGGAAGAUUUUGUUUGAACGGAAUCAUGAAAGGACACCAAUAAUUUUAAGCAAUGUACUCGUAAUUGUUGAAAAGACCUGUUUUUACUUCUAAGCUUAGUGUUUCAACGUUUGAACAAAUAUUGCGAGUGGAUUAUAUCAUUAAUAUAUUUUAGUUAUAAGCUAAUCGACGAUAUAAGAAAUAUAUCUUAGAAUAUCGUAAGUUAAGAAAGUUUGUUAUUUUUGUUCAAAUCUAUUUAUCGUUUGAAACCAAAGAUUUAUUGAUGAUAAUGAUUUUAUAUUUUAAUUUUUUUCUUAUAUCUUUUAGUGCCUUUUGAUAAAAAAUAUAUAAAAUAUAUUAUAUGAAAAGAUGGUCGAGAAUUCAUUUGGAUAAAUAAUUAGGGGCCUUAUAUUUGGAUUUCUAUGAUCUAAGAUCAGAAAUUAUGAUAUAUUAAAAAAAAAUCCUAAAGUAGGUACUACAGAGUAGUUACAUCAAGUUAUCACCAAACUUCGGAAAUUUUAUAGCAUUUUCGGUGCAGCGGAGUGGUGUUAACGGAAUUGGUAUAAACAAUUUCAACUAAGCUUUAAUUGCGUUAAUAUUAACCUUAAUAUUACCAUUUCAGCUGGAAUUAUCUAUACCAAUUCCGUUGACACCAGUCCGCUGCACCAAAAAUGCUAUAAAAUUUAUGAUGUCUGGUUCUCACUUAUCACUUGCUUGUCUAUUUUUUUCGACUAAGUACGGCAAAAUAAAAAUCCCUAUUCUUAUUGCCCGUAAGGCCCGUCCUUAAAUAUAUGUCAAUGGGCGGCGGGUAGCUUCUUAUGACUCUUAACAUCCUAAACUAGUAGGUAUUUAAAAUAAAAGAGGUUAAAAGAAACAACAAUAUAGCAAACUCUUUACGACUUUUAUUUAAAGUUUCAUCUACAGUUUAAUAGCACGUGACACAUCAAAGUACUUUACAGACGAUACUCAAUCACUUAUACAUUUCACGAAUCCAUCAAUAAACAAAAUUUAUAUUAUAA